AUGUUCAAUGUAUUGAAAGGUUUGGAUACUGGUUUGGCAUUAGUCCUAGAGUCCCUUGAAUUUUGUCUGCAAUUGCGUGGUUCUGAAGCUUGUGUAUUGGAGGACUUAACAAAGGCAAUUAAUUUGGUCCAUGUGCGGCGGGGUCUUGUCGAGAGUGGUCAUGCAUUGUUGAAUCAUGCUCAUCAUGCACAACAAGAAUAUGAAAGGUACUACUUUUAUCCCUUCCUAUAUUUGGAAUGGGAACCUCGUAUCUUUGAGAAUAUGGUAGCUGAAUCUGCUGGCAGUCCAGUCGAGGUAGACUUGCUAAUGCUGUUUACGUCAUUACUAAUUUAUAUGGAAGAUGAGGAGAGGGGGCAAAGAAGCACGGCCGAUUCCUCUGUACUAAAUGGUGUUGUAACUGUUCUGCUACUUGUACAGACGAUUCUUUGGAUGUUUUCCAGUUCUGUUUGUGAGAAAUUGCUAUACAUUUUUUUCCUGGAUUGA
Messenger RNA from Fraxinus pennsylvanica, 483 nucleotides. Lineage: Eukaryota; Viridiplantae; Streptophyta; Magnoliopsida; Lamiales; Oleaceae. The record is from the annotation of a GenBank genome assembly.